Molecule: messenger RNA, 6866 nt
Organism: Oreochromis niloticus (Nile tilapia)
Lineage: Eukaryota; Metazoa; Chordata; Actinopteri; Cichliformes; Cichlidae
Product: receptor-type tyrosine-protein phosphatase gamma
Exons: 14
Coding region: 332-2578 (748 amino acids)
Cellular component (GO): plasma membrane
Molecular function (GO): protein binding; carbonate dehydratase activity; zinc ion binding
Source: RefSeq, a predicted model, not a curated record
GUAGCAGUGUAGGGCUCGCCUGUUACUUGGUGGAUGGGUGGAGGGAUGAAAGCUGCUCUGCCCGCUGCUCCAGCGCCGACUGUCCUCUGUCCCUGUGCCCAAACAGCGCUACCUCCACCGCCGCAGCCACACAAGCCAGAGAAAGCUGUGAGGAGCUGCUUGCACACGCACACGCGCGCCGCUCCGGAGACACCACUGUUAUGAUAAGAAGGGAAUAGUGUGGGAUCGCGGACAGGAACGAUCCCUUACUGGACCUCUGAGUGCGUCCGCCCGCCUGCAUCUUGCCUGCUGCCGUCAGGACGGAGAGUCAACAGUUGUUCGUGGGUCCUGUAUGCAUGUGGACGCGCACAUCCCUGCCAUGUGGACACUACUGCGGUCCUGCUGUUGCUGGAUUUUACCUCUCGUGUUUGCAGCCUUCGUGCUCCGUGGGGCCUACAGUCAUCCCGCGUUGACAGGAAGCCAAGCUGAGUCAGAAAGCCCAAUCCAAGGUUUGCAAAGAACUGGUGGGAUACGACUUCGAAGAGCCCCCCCUGAAGAGACUUACUGGGCAUACUCAGGAAUGUAUGGGCCAGAUGAGGGCUGGGCAUCUGCCUACCCAGAAUGUAGAGAGAGAAACCAGUCACCAAUCAAUAUUGUGGAUAGGGAUACCAAAGUAUCCAGAGAAUAUCAGGAGUUGGCACUGGAGGGUUUUGACAUAGAAUCUUCAAAUAAGACAUCUAUGAAGAACACUGGCAAAACAGUCGCCAUCAUGUUGAAAGAUCAUUACUUUGUUCGGGGAGCAGGUCUACCAGGGAGGUUUAAGGCAGAAAAAGUAGAGUUUCAUUGGGGCACAAGCAAUGGAUCCGAGGGCUCUGAACACAGUAUCAAUGGCCGACAUUAUCCUGUGGAGAUGCAGAUCUACAUGUAUAACUCAGAUGACUUUGAAAGUCUCAGUGCAGCACUCAGAGAGAAGAGAAUCAUUGCAGCCAUGGCUGUUUUUUUUCAGGUGGGAGGAAGGGACAAUCCUGCCGUUGACCCCAUAAUCCAUGGCCUAAAGGGUGUGGUCCAUCAUGAAAAGGAGACCUUUCUGGAGCCAUUUGUGCUGAAGGACCUGCUGCCAUCCUCACUGGGAAGUUACUAUCGUUACACUGGCUCAUUGACCACUCCACCCUGCAGUAAGGUGGUAGAGUGGAUCAUUUUCAGCAGCCCUGUCUACUUCUCUUACAAACAGGAGUCAGGGCAGAGGAGCACAGAGAGUGAGAGGGGAGAGACCUCUACUGGAGAGUUGGAGGCUUUCUACUCCAUCUUCACCACAGAGCAACAAGACCAUGUUAAGUCGGUGGAGUAUCUGCGCAGCAACUUCAGGCCCAUACAGAGCUUAGAUAACCGACACGUCUUCAAGUCUGCAGUAAAAGAUGCCUGGUUGCCUGAUCUAAAUGACAGCGGCAGCAACCCGUACGCCACGGAGGCUUCCAAAGUCUGCAGUAGUGCUCCCAUAAACAUGAAGGUGCAGCAUGUCAAUGGCAGUGCUUUGGUGGUGCGUUGGGCUCAUCCGGAGGUCACCUACCACUCACCCAUCCAGCAUUUCCUGGUAUCUUACAGCUGGACGGCCCAUGAUGAUAGCUACGAGGAGACCCACCUAACGGAUGCCAAACACAAACUGGAGGCCAUCAUUUCUCCUGUCUCCCCCGAUGUACUCUACCUCUUUCGAGUCCAGGCUGUCUGCACGAAUGACAUGCGCAGUGACUUCAGCCAGAGUAUGCUUUUUAGAGCGAACACUACCAGGAUCUUUGAGGGGACGAGGAUUGUAAAAACUGGAAUGCCAACAGUGUCUUCAGCCUCCUCGGCUGAUAUGGCUCCCAUUUCCUCUGGCUCAUCAACUUGGACUUCAUCUGGUAUCCCCUUCUCGUUUGUCUCUAUGGCAACAGGCAUUGGUCCAUCCUCCAGUGGUAGUCAAGCAACUGUGGCAUCUGUGGUGACCAGCACUUUACUGGCUGGCCUGGGCUUCAGUGGUGGUGUCAUUUCCUCUUUCCCCAGCUACAUUUGGCCAAGCAGAGCACCCAACCACAAUCCCACCUCCCACCACCAGGCUACCAAAGACAUGCCUGCUGUCGUCAGUGCAGCAGUUAAGGACAAUAAUGAAGCUGGGAGUGAAGACAGAGAAAACUGCAAAGGUCAAGGAGAGGACCGAGAGACGGAAGGCAAGGAUGCGGAUGAUGAGAAGGAAGAAGAAGAGAAAAAAGACAAGGAGAGGAAAAGAUCGGGAGGUUUAAGAAAGGCAAGGAGGAAGGAUAGCAACAUAGCAGCAAAGCAUUUUUUUGGUAAGAUGCCUUACUCUGCUGCACAGGAGAAGGAACAGACUGAAAAAGAGCCUACUAAACCACUGACUGUUAGAAAAGACCAACUAAAAGCAAAUACUUACAAUCCACUUCACUCUUACCCAAUUCCUACCACAGAAUCAGCCAAUGAAAUGGCAACAGUCCCCACCCACAAGGACCAGUCAGUGACACUUAGGCACCGCAUAAUGAGGGAUGAAAAGCACAGGCCUUUCUCCUACCACACUGGACCAGUACCAGUUCCUAUACAGGACUAUCCUUAGGCCCAUCAGUGUCAAGGUGAAUCAUUUUGGUCUUCUGGCCAGAGAUGUUAAUAAGACAAUACUAACUAUGGGAGACAGGUCAGAGAGUAUGAGCUGUUGGUCUGAAACAGGCUGUUCAGAACAAGGAGCUCUGCUGAACAUGUCCCGUGGAUCCAAAAAACCUGUGUUGUUCCUGAGCCCAUAAAAGAAGCACCUAUCUUUGAAAAACGUCAAGGACCUAUCAUGGACAGGACUUUCCAAUGCCUUUUUCGUCAGACUCUUGGUUAAAAUCAAAAACCUGAUUACUUUUUUACACGGAUAUAAAGUUUUGAUAUUUAUUUUUUUUCACCAAUUUAUGUCUUAUUGUUCUCCUACUGAAGGGUUUACACCUGUUUUUAAGUUUCACGACAGUGUCAGUGGGCAGCGAGAAACACUUUUUGUCUUUUCUUUUUUGCAAUAUUCAGUGUCAGUGUUACUGCCUACAUAUACUAAAGCCGACUCACUUGGAAUUUCCUCAUUCAAACUGGGACUUUUUUUGGUGACAUUUCAGGGCUUGGACAUGUUAAGCCAAAUGCUUCUGUGAAGGACAUCACAAGUUUUCUGUCUCUAUAACAAGAUGUCUGACUUCUGCUCAGCAUGACCUCCUUCACCGUGCUCACACAUCAUGUUACUAUUCAUUAAUCACAAGAUUAAUGAAACAAAGCUCAUGGAAGGAUACCUACAAAUAAGUAUUUAUUUAAACUGAUUUAUUUAUUGUUUCCAUUGUUUUGUUGUUACACCAUUAUUCACAUCCAAAUUAGGAUACCUAUGUGGUGUAACCACUGCUACUGUGAACUUUUAUGGUUAAUUCUUUGUAUAAUUCAUAAUAUGAUUUUUUUAAUAUAUGGGAGUACUGUAUGUAUACAUAUAUAAAUAUAUCCCUAUGAUAAUUACUUUGUGAUUUUUGUACAUGUCCUUUGUGGCCUCCUGAAUCAGACUGAUUUCCAUCCUGUCCUAUAGAUUACUAUUCUGCUACUCACAGCUGAUUCAGCCAACUGGAAGUGGACUCCUUCAGUCCCCUACAUUUUUGUAUGCUGCUAUGUCAUCUGAACUCUCUCUCUCUCUUACACACACACACACACACACACACACACACAAAUACUGACCACAACCACGUGAUAUUCCUCUGAAAGGAUUUUUGUCUUCAUCCUGACAGCCAAGCAUCAGUUAAGAACACAAACACCUGUAGAACAGGUAGCGCACAUGUACACCUGAAGUAGUUUGAAGCAGAAUGAUCUGCAGUUCAUUCUGCCCGUUCUCAUUCCCAAUGCGUAACAUACCGAUGAUUUGUCACGUCCCGACGCGUCUCAUAGUAACGCAAAACGUCACCUUCUGCAUCUCUAUGAUGCGCAACGGAUUGUUGAUGGAAUUCAAUGAAAUGACGCUCCCGGCGGUAACACGUUCCAGCCGUGUAUUCCAGCUCCAAACCUAAUCUUAACCCUAACCUUAAUCGUAUUAGAUUAGAUUCAUGAUGAGAAAGUAAAAUAAAUGUACAUGUCUAGAUUCAUUCCAAACGGUUCUCAUGUUUCAGAAAGUGCAACAAAUUGACAACUUGUCACAUAGUGUCGGUACGUUACGUUUUGGGAUGAGAACGUGUUGGUUCUCUCUGCAGUGGGCUCAAUAACAGAUCUAUGCAAUAGGUUCACUGAUCCAAAACAGGCUUUUCAACAGUAUGUAAAGUCUACACAGGCUUUAAUACUCAAUGCUCUUCUUUAUCUAUAUGUUACUUUCUUUAUGAAAAAAAGAACUGCUGCUUUACGUACCUUUUACCUUUUAGGUGCUUAACAUAUUUAAUACUAUACUACAUAUUUAAAACUAAACAUCCUCAUAUAGUCACCAUAUCUACAUUUGUUUUUUGGAAACCUGAAAGCGGCGCCUUUACUAAGACACAUUUCACAUUCUAACAUUUCCUAAAUACAAUGCGGUUUUGACCUUGUGUUCUUAUCUUUAUUCUCCAUAACAACAAUCAUACAUUGGAACAGUUAUGGCUAAUGAGAGCUGUGUUGUCCAUAAAGGCCACCAAUUUUAAGCUGUUUCAAAAAAAAAAAAAAUCAGAACAGAGGGCAAAACAAAACUGAUGUGAGUUCUAAUUUUAGCUUGUCAGAUUUAGCGACACUAAAAGUUCAAUGUCCUGAUAUUUGACUAAGAUUUUGUUUAUUUGUUUGAGAUUUUUUGUUUUUCAAAAUCUGGUAUAACAAAUUCAAAAGAAAAUCAAGAAAAGAAGUUCUUCUUAAACCUCACACCACCAGAUCACAUAACAUAUUACAUUUAUUUAUUCAGUAUUUUCUUAAAAUGAGCUAAAGACAUACAUUUUGUACAUCUGUGUGUGCACCUAUCAAGCACUCAUGUACGCAGAUUAAUGAAUAGAUAACCUGACCAUAAGUGUUGUUAACCAUGGAUGAUUUGUACAACUAAAGAUGUUUGUGUGUGUGUGUGUGUGUGUGUGUGUGUGUACAAUAAAAGAUUGUAGCUGUGCCAGAAGACGGACAAUGCAGGGCCUUAUCACUCAUGUUCAUUUUCUUUUAGCAGCAGCUUAAAUGUGUUCAAAGUAAACACUCUGUGUUUAGCAAAUUUAGUCAAGUUUAAAAAUAAACAAACACCAGUGUAAAAAUGAAUUGUAAACUUAACCUCCAACUUUGACUUUCUUCUCUUUUCUUGUUGACAUAUUGAUUCAGGCUUUCUAACCUGUCUGGCUUUCACUACAAAAAUUACAAUAUUCAAUAUAACAGAGAACAAAAAAGAAUCCGCACACAUCUCAUCAUCUCAUCUCAGUGGAUGCAGAGCUGAAACACCGGAACGAAAAUGAAUUAAAUGUUCACAAACUGCAGAACUCUGAAUUUCGUAUUCAUUGUAUUUAGAUGAUGUUCAAAGCGCACCUGCUCUUCAUCAGACAGUGAAACGCUAAGCAGUACCAUCUUAAAUUGCCUGUGAACAGUCACAUGACCCACAACAUCCAAUCAAGAAUGAGAUCAUAUCUAGGACAAACAACUGAUAAAUGAAAAGAUUUUAAAUCUUACAUAUUGUCUAGAAACACAAAAAUGGGAAAAAAAAUGCCUAAACAAAGGCACCACAAACCACACACACACAAACACAAAAAUAAUAUGCCAUGUAGUGUGUAACAGUGAAGAUGGAUGCAGAUACUGGCACCUGCUCCUCUAUUAAACACGAUGUGUCAAAAAUAAUAAAACUAUACAGACAAUGAACAAUAUUAAAAGUCUUUAAAAGAUCUUAGAGUGCCAUCAGGUGUCUCCAUCAUCAGAUGUAAGAAAGAUGCAGUAAAUAUACUAUGACCCUAAACUAACAAUACAUAAAUCCAUAAGAAAUACACAGAAAAGCUGAUCUUAUAUUACACUGAAAUACAAGGAGUCAUAGAAAAGGGUGAAUGUCCACUUCUUCUUUUCAGGGCUUAAAGAGUAAAAAAUCCAAAAGUUCACGCUGUAAUAGUAGCAUUGAUGUCCUGUCCUCAUGUUGGGAGCUGUACAUGCUCAGUCCCAAUAUAACUACAAUAUAACUACACUCACAUACUGAAAGUGGUUCAAUUCGGUUCAAUUCAAUUUAUAUAGCUCUAUAUCAUGACAACAAUCGCCUCAAGACUCUUAAUCUCAUAAGGUAAAGAGCCAUUAAGACUGUUAUUAAAAAUGUACAAACAAAAUAACAAAAAAACAGAGCAGAGGUAAUAUUCCAUGAACAAAACAAAAUUCAGUUUAACCUGGUAAAUUAUAAUAAUUAAAAUAAAACUUGAAUAUAGUCAUGCAUGAUUCAUUAAGACCAAGUAAUAAUGUAGGGCUCUAACUUUAUCUGAUUUAGGCAUACUCCUUGACAUUUGGCAUAUUUGGCUGCAUCCUGGAUCCCUGUUCAAGAUCUGUGCUUGCAGACAGAAGUUCUUUUAGUUUUAUCCUCUGACUGAGGCCUUCUAGAACUAGCUUUAUAGUGGUUUUGUGGCCUAUAAGCAAAGAGCAGGCUCAGUUUUCCUGCUCUGGCUACAGUGCCCCCCCCCCGCCCCUCUGUGUCUCUGUCUCUCUCACACACACACUUAUACUUUUCUUUAACAUGAGGAUGUUUUUUGAUGAUAUCCUGUACCUCUUAGAAAUAAACUCUUGUGAUUUUGCUUUCUGAAUGAAUAUGUGGAACUGUUUUUUCACACUGUGCAAAACAGAUGACAUGUUGAAUGAUGAAACAAUAAGAGGAACACAUGUACUUUUGUUUAAACAAAGACUCCUUCCCAUGCAGAAACCUGUGUUCUGUUCUCUUGCUGACCCUUCCUAGUAUG